ACAACACGUGCGGCGUGUUUAUUGGAAACAGUUUCUUGUAGUCUUUUUGUCCUUCUAGCAGCGAAAAUAUAUUUAUUUAAUAACAAUUCGAUAGAUUUACAAAAUGGCAAAGAAAACAAACAAAAGAAAAGUGUCGGCGACUGCUACAGAAAAGAAAAGGGAGGCACCCAUCCAUGAAAAGUAUGAAUCUGAUAGCAACAGUGAUGAAGACGAGGAACAGGAUUUGUUGCAAAAAGUCAACGAGGCAGAAGGUGACAACACAGAUGAUGAGGGCAUAGAUCAGAACUAUCUGUCCGACGAUAGUAUUUUGGAAUUCGAGAGUGAUGAUGAUGGCAACUACACCUCUAAAAAGUCCGCGAAGCAAACGGAGAAUGGCAAUGAAGAUAAAGAAGACGAUGAGGAUGAUGGUAAUGAGGAAGACGAUGAAGAAGACAGCAUUGAUGAGGCCGACAUUGAAGACAUUUCUGGCGAUGAGGAAGAUGAUGAUGACGAAGAGGAAGAUGAUGAUGAUGAUGACGAUCAAAGCAGUGACGAUGAAGUGGAAGCCAUCAAAGGCAAAACUAAAGCCAUUGAAGAAAAUAAACUGUUAACAAAAAAAGAAAAAACCAAACCACAAGCUUCCACCUCGAAGUCGGCAGACCCUGCCAAGGCCUUAAACGAUUUCAGUAAUGAAUUAAAAAAAGGCAAAAGGGGUAAAAUCUCGGGCACUGAUACAAAAACAUCAUACCAUGAAUAUGAAAAUUCCGAUACAUCUGAUGAAGAAGAUAUCCGCAACACAGUUGGUAACAUUCCCAUGCAUUGGUAUGAUGAUUACAAGCAUAUUGGCUAUGAUUGGGAUGCCAAAAAAAUUAUCAAACCACCCAAGGGGGAUCAAAUAGACGAUUUCUUGCGCAAAAUUGAAGAUCCUAACUUCUGGAGGACAGUUAAGGAUCCUCAAACUGGUCAAGAGGUGGUACUCACAGAUGCCGACAUUGAAUUGAUCAAACGUAUUAACUCGGGUCGCAUUCCCAAUCAAGACCACAAUGAGUAUGCUCCCUGGAUCGAAUGGUUUACUUCGGAGGUGGAAAAGAUGCCCAUAAAAAAUGUUCCCGACCACAAACGGUCGUUCCUUCCUUCCGUUUCCGAGAAAAAGAAGGUGGGACGCAUGGUGCAUGCCUUGAAAAUGGGAUGGAUGAAGACCAUGGAGGAGCUGGAGAAGGAGAAGAAAGCCAAGCGUGGACCAAAAUUCUAUAUGCUUUGGGAGACCGAUACCAGCCGCGAAGACAUGAGGCGCAUACAUGACCCAGUUUCGGCGCCUAAGCGUGAUUUGCCAGGCCAUGCCGAAUCAUAUAAUCCACCUCCCGAAUAUCUAUUCGAUGAGAAAGAGCAGAAGGAAUGGCUCAAACUUAAAGACGAACCCCACAAACGCAAGUUACACUUCAUGCCACAAAAAUAUCGUUCAUUGCGUGAGGUGCCCGCCUAUCCUCGUUAUUUGCGAGAACGUUUCUUGCGUUGCCUGGAUUUGUAUCUAUGCCCUAGGGCUAGGCGAGUUAAACUCAACAUUGAUGCCGAAUAUUUGAUACCGAAAUUGCCAUCACCCAAAGAUUUGCAACCAUUUCCCACUGUCGAGAGUUUGGUGUACAAAGGGCAUACCGACUUGGUGCGCUCUGUUAGUGUGGAACCCAAAGGGGAAUACAUUGUUUCGGGGUCAGAUGAUAAAACUGUCAAGAUUUGGGAAAUUGCCACUGGUCGCUGUAUUCGCACAAUUGAGACUGACGAUGUUGUCCGCUGUGUUGCCUGGUGUCCCAAUGCCAAGCUGUCUAUUAUUGCAGUGGCCUCUGGAAAUCGACUGUUGCUUAUAAAUCCCAAAGUUGGUGAUAAAAUGUUGGUGAAAAAAACCGAUGACCUACUAUCCGAGGAGCCUCAAAUAGACAGUUUGGAAAGUGAGAGAAUUAAAACGGCAGUUCAGUGGUCUAAAGCUGAGGCAGCUGAACAAGAAAAGGGCGUGCGGCUUGUCAUCACUCAUUUCAAACCCAUACGCCAGGUCACUUGGCAUGGUAGGGGUGAUUACGUAGCCACCGUGAUGCCAGAGGGAGCAAAUCGUUCAGCUUUGAUUCAUCAAUUGUCCAAGAGACGUUCACAAAUACCCUUUGCCAAAAGCAAAGGCCUAAUACAAUGUGUCUUGUUCCACCCCAUUAAGCCUUGUUUGUUUGUUGCGACUCAACACAAUAUUCGUAUCUAUGAUUUGGUGAAACAAGAGCUCAUCAAAAAACUGUUGACCAAUUCAAAAUGGAUUUCCGGCAUGGCUAUACAUCCAAAGGGUGACAAUUUGUUGGUGUCCACAUAUGACAAGAAAAUAUUGUGGUUUGAUUUGGAUCUCUCCACUAAACCCUAUCAGACAAUGCGUUUGCAUAAGAAUGCAGUGCGCAGUGUGGCCUAUCAUUUGCGCUACCCCCUAUUUGCUUCGGCGAGUGAUGAUCAGUCCGUUAUUGUAUCGCAUGGCAUGGUCUAUAAUGAUUUGCUUCAAAAUCCUUUGAUUGUGCCCUUGAAAAAACUCCAGACUCAUGAGAAACGUGAGGAGUUUGGUGUUCUCGAUGUUGCUUGGCACCCUGUGCAGCCUUGGAUAUUUUCAACAGGUGCAGAUGCAACAAUUAGACUUUACACAUAGACUCCAUGUGUAUUCUUAAUGUUUUAAGUAUAUCUUAUCAUAGUUUUUGUGACUUGCUUUAGGUUUUAAAAAUG
Molecule: messenger RNA, 2721 nt
Organism: Stomoxys calcitrans (stable fly)
Lineage: Eukaryota; Metazoa; Arthropoda; Insecta; Diptera; Muscidae
Product: ribosome biogenesis protein BOP1 homolog
Exons: 5
Coding region: 104-2647 (847 amino acids)
Biological process (GO): ribosome biogenesis; maturation of LSU-rRNA from tricistronic rRNA transcript (SSU-rRNA, 5.8S rRNA, LSU-rRNA)
Cellular component (GO): PeBoW complex; preribosome, large subunit precursor
Molecular function (GO): ribonucleoprotein complex binding; protein binding
Source: RefSeq, a predicted model, not a curated record